CAAGUUCUGUCAAUGUCAAAAACAUGCCGAGCAAAUAAAAACAAACUUGGUGUUUGUGAUGUGAUUGUUGAAUUUGAUGGUAUAUUUCUUUUAUCAUCAUUCAGUUUCAUCUAUAAACAAAACGAGCUGAAAUACAGUUACUCGGAUAAAUCUUAUCUAUAAUGGCAGGCAGAGGACGUGGACGCGGAAGCACUCUAUCACUUACUCACGAACAACUUCAGGCCUUGGGUAUAGCUCGAGGGGAAACCACUGCUCAAAAUCUUGCACCGCCACCUUUAUUCCCUAAAUUAGAAGCUAAACCUCUGCCACUAGUGAGUGAUGCGACGACAGACUACAUGCUAAUCGUGAAGGAUCAAUUCAUAGAAUAUUUGCACGAUUCACCAGCGUAUGUUAAGGUCAAAACACGCACCGAUGGAAUAGAAAGGUACUCGGAUAAAUACAAAGUUGCAUUAGAUGCUAAACAGGACAAAGUUUUGAAUUGUGUAUGGAAUAAUUUGCCAGCGGAACUCCGACCUCAGGCCAGCAGGACACGAGUGGCACGAAAGAGAAAACUUGAAGACCCAGAAGAAAUAGCAAAAAGAUUACAGACACUAGAGAGUAAAGAAUCAAUGGAAGAAUCAGAAGAAACUACAGAGAAUAAUGAAAAUAAAGAUAAAUCUAAAAAGGAGGUUGUAAAUGAUGAUGAGGAAUUAGAAGAUGAAGAGGAACAAGACGAAGAAAUAGAUGAUGGCACAGAUUAUGCUAACAACUACUUUGACAAUGGUGAAGAGUAUGAUGAGGAAGAUGACAAUCUUGAUGAUGGUCCAGUUUAUUAAUUGGUGACUAUUUUAAAAAUCCCACUUUAUGAGCUAGACUGUGGUAUUUAUCUUGAUAUAAUGUAAAAAGUUAGUUUUUAUCAGCUGAUAAUAUUAUAGUAUAAAGUAUUUGUUUUUAUA
This is a messenger RNA of Ostrinia furnacalis (Asian corn borer), 935 nucleotides long. It is a transcript of the gene Polr3G, whose product is annotated as RNA polymerase III subunit G. Gene Ontology annotation, biological process: transcription by RNA polymerase III. Gene Ontology annotation, cellular component: RNA polymerase III complex. Lineage: Eukaryota; Metazoa; Arthropoda; Insecta; Lepidoptera; Crambidae. The record is from RefSeq and is a predicted model, not a curated record. Bases 162 to 815 code for a protein of 217 amino acids. The transcript has a single exon.